Messenger RNA from Callithrix jacchus (white-tufted-ear marmoset), 29045 nucleotides. RefSeq names its product junctophilin 2 (gene JPH2). Lineage: Eukaryota; Metazoa; Chordata; Mammalia; Primates; Cebidae. The record is from RefSeq and is a predicted model, not a curated record. Gene Ontology annotation, cellular component: junctional membrane complex; sarcoplasmic reticulum; plasma membrane.
UUCAGAAUUCCCUCCAGUUUGGUAAAAAAUCUGUCUUCGGUUUCAGCUGGAUGAUGAAUCCUUGUUUUUCAGGUGGCUCCAAAAUGAAUGUCGCAUGUGUUCAGACCAUCGUCCUAAGCAGACCCACCAAAUUUAGGUUGCCCAGGCUGGAGCACAGUGGCACAAAUACGGCUCAUUGCAGCCUACAACUCCUUGACUCAAGCAAUCCCCCUGCCUCAGCUUCCCAUGUAGCUGGGACCACAGGUAUGCAUCACCACACCUGGAUAAUUUAUAAAUUUUUUUUAAUUGUAGAGGUGGGGUCUAACUGUUUUCCAGGCUGGUCUCAAACUCUUGGGCUCAAGCAAUCCUUCAGGCUUGGCCUCCCAAAGUGCUGAAAUUACAGGUGUGAGCCACCAUACCCCACCUACGGUGUUUUUAACCAGAGAUGAAAAUCAGAUUCAUCUGAGAAGCUUUUAAAAGAAUUCAGCUGCCCAAGUCUUCUCCCAGGACAAUCUAAUUUAGUAGGUCUCACGUGGGGCUCUGGGAUCUCUUCAUGUUUUUAAUUUCUAUGGGUGAUUCUUAUGUGUAGUAACCCUGGGUAGAGCCACCCUAGGGAGCUGCUAUGGAUGAAUAGUGGCCACCUGGCCCAAGCAUAUGAUUACAGCAUUGAAUCCACGGCUCAAACUCCCCUAGCUUCCAGUUUCAGAUGCUCUUCCCUCUUCCCUUGAGAGCAGAGCUAGAAAGAAAUUUGUGAUUAUCGGAAGACCUCAGUGAGAAGUGGCAAAAGCUGAACUCCCUGGGAGUAGCCCUGAGGUGUUAUUAGAAGUGAAUUGUGCAAGCUGUCAGUCAACCUGACCAGGGCUCAUGCCUGACUACCCAGGGGGCACAGUCUUUAUCCAUGACUUGCUCCCCGUCGGCUUGGCGAAUGGAUGGUGACAGUGAGCCCAAGAGGCUGGCUGCCUCACCUGUUGGUGAAAUGUAAGUACAGAAGGGGCUCUUUAAGGUCAGGGGCUGUGACCCAGGAUGAAACCAAGUCCUAAAAACAGGUAAACCCACUGGAAGGAAAGGAGGGAACAUUUUUUACCCACUUCCCGAACAAGAACAAGACUUCUGCAGUGACUAUGUGGCCUAAGUUAUCAUGGGGUUUGGAAAUAUGUCAGACAAGUUUAAAAUCAGAUAAUUGUCUAAUGUUCUCUAGUAGGUACUGUGCUUAGUUCUCUCUUUCCCUUUAGUCCCUGUCUUCACACACACACAUACACAAACACACACUCACCACACACACAUACAUACCACAUACUCUCACAACACAUUCACACACAAUCACACACAUAUACACACUCACCACACACAUAUACUCACACACAUACUUUUCCACUCACACACCUUCACACACACCACACUCACAACAUACCCACUCACUCUUACAUACAAACACACUCACAACACAAACACACACUUUCACACACACUCUUACACACUCACACGUUCCCACACACAGACACACACAGACCUUCGUAGUCUUGGUGGCUCUUACCUUUCCCAGAAUUCCUCUAGACUCGCAUUAAUUCUGGGCUUAGCUGGGCUUUACCACCAUUAGCUCUGGCCACAGCUUCUUGCCAUGGAGAUUUAUUUGUUCUUUUUACUGGAGUUUGGUGGGAACCUGAGUGGCUGCGAAUCCACCUAGGCCCUUCGCUCCUACCCCUGCCCCAAGAGCUUUCUGAAGUCUGGCCUCACAGGCUUCUGGGACACUAGAGCAAAAGACAGCUCAGAAAGGGACAUUUAAAAAAAUCAUGACCCUUGAGAAUUUCUGAGAGGACCUCAUUACAACACAACCCUGGGUUGACAGGAAGGGGACUCCUUUGACCCUCAGGGUCUGCUGGGUCUGCAGCAGGGAAGGCGCAGGGGCAUGAAGGGGUGGGGAGAGGAAGCCAGCAGGACGUCCAGUCUAUGUCUCAGGCAGAAAGGAGGACAGGCUCCUUGCCCUUCCGGAGGAAAGAGAAAGGGAAUAGAUGAUUGCUUCUUGCACCGAGUUCUCCCCGCGUUCUCCCAGGGUUCCUGGGAUAGAGGGAGUUCUGGGUGGUGCGCAAGCCCCGGACUCAGAUUUCAUGUAUCUUUCAGACUGUUUCCACAGCCUCACCUCUCUUUCUGACUUCUCUCCUCUGCUUUCGGGAGCACAUGUGAAACUGUCUCCAUUCCUUUCUCUUUAGGUCACCGGAUUCCUUGAUGGGGCUGGCAGUGGUGCGGUAACCCCAGGUCCCCUUAGGGCAUGUGAGUGGUGGUGGGGCUGAGACCUGCCAACCUCCUCGCUCUGGGGGAUUUUCAGUGUUCCAGGACUGGGCGUUCCGGUCUCCCUCUCUCCUCCCUUCCCCGAUUCCCCGGCGCCCUCCCUGCCCGCAGACCCAGAGGUCUCUGAGAAUGGAAGGGAUCUGUCACUCCCAGCAGGAAAAGACACCAAGGUCCCUGGGCUGCCUGCAUUCAGUUCUCAGCCUCCUUCCUCAGCCCUCCAGCCACUGCUGGGUCUGCGGCACGGGCACGAUUUGAAAUACCCCUCCUUCCCGCUUUGAAGGAGGCUGGGCUGGCAGGGGUUAUUUUGGGAGCAGCUUCUGAGAUCCAAUGGCCUUGUUAGGGCAACACUGACCUUUCCGUCCCAGGAGGAGGGCAGGAUUGGAGAAGGGGGCGGGGCAGCGGCGGGGAGACCAGCAGCCCCGCACACCCACUGGGGUGGAGAAGGGGGCCAGCGGGCUUCGGGCUUCGGGAAUUCAGCCUCAGGCGGGGGCUGUCACCGAGGGGAAUUUCCCCUCUUUGAAAAGGCUGGGGACCCCUCCCCCGCACCCAUUCACUGGACUUCUUAAAGAGAUCACACCGUUUUCCCUUUGACUUCUUGGAAGGCAGACUUAGGACUCUUUGUGGGAACUUUGAACCUUUCCUUCCUGCUUUCUUCCCAGCAGGCAGCCUUGCUCUGGCUGGUAGAGUCGAGGCUCCCCGGCAUGGCACUGACUAGCCGACCCAGUACUGACUUGGCGCCUGGGCUCUUUCAGCCUCUGCUGGCCUCCUGCUUUCCCCCUCCUGGGGCUCAGUGGUGAGUCUGGGGGCCAGGCCCCGAAGGCACUGGAGGAGUGUUGCCGGCAUCACCCACGCCCUCUGCACCCACGCUGGAGGACGCGGAGGUUGUCAGGGGCUAUGAUGAGAUGAGCGGGGGCCGCUUCGACUUUGAUGAUGGUGGGGCGUACUGCGGGGGCUGGGAGGGGGGAAAGGCCCAUGGGCACGGACUGUGCACAGGCCCCAAGGGCCAGGGCGAAUACUCUGGCUCCUGGAACUUUGGCUUUGAAGUGGCAGGUGUCUAUACCUGGCCCAGCGGAAACACGUUUGAGGGAUACUGGAGCCAGGGCAAACGACAUGGGCUGGGCAUAGAGACCAAGGGGCGCUGGCUCUACAAAGGCGAGUGGACACAUGGCUUCAAGGGACGCUACGGGAUCCGGCAGAGCUCAAGCAGCGGUGCCAAGUAUGAGGGCACUUGGAACAAUGGCCUGCAAGACGGCUAUGGCACCGAGACCUAUGCUGAUGGAGGGACGUACCAAGGCCAGUUCACCAACGGCAUGCGCCACGGCUACGGCGUGCGCCAGAGCGUGCCCUACGGGAUGGCCGUGGUGGUGCGCUCGCCGCUGCGCACGUCGCUGUCGUCCCUGCGCAGCGAGCACAGCAACGGCACGGUGGCGCCGGACUCGCCCGCCUCGCCGGCCUCCGACGGCCCAGCGCUGCCCUCGCCCGCCAUCCCACGCGGCGGCUUCGCGCUCAGCCUCCUGGCCAACGCCGAGGCGGCCGCGCGGGCGCCCAAGGGCGGCGGCCUCUUCCAGCGGGGCGCGCUGCUGGGCAAGUUGAGGCGCGCAGAGUCGCGCACGUCCCUGGGCAGCCAGCGCAGCCGCGUCAGCUUCCUCAAGAGCGACCUCAGCUCGGGCGCCAGCGACGCCGCCUCCACUGCCAGCCUGGGCGAGGCCGCCGAGGGCGCCGACGAGGCUGCGCCCUUCGAGGCCGACAUCGACGCCACCACCACCGAGACCUACAUGGGCGAAUGGAAGAAUGACAAACGCUCGGGCUUCGGCGUGAGCGAGCGCUCCAGCGGCCUCCGCUACGAGGGCGAGUGGCUGGACAACCUGCGCCACGGCUACGGCUGCACCACGCUGCCCGACGGCCACCGCGAGGAGGGCAAGUACCGCCACAACGUGCUGGUCAAGGACACCAAGCGCCGCGUGCUGCAGCUCAAGAGCAACAAGGUCCGCCAGAAGGUGGAGCACAGUGUGGAGGGUGCCCAGCGCGCUGCUGCCAUCGCGCGCCAGAAGGCCGAGAUCGCCGCCUCCAGGGUCUCACUGUGUGGCCCAGGCUGGAAUGCAGUAUCACCAUCUCGACUCACCGCAACCUCUGCCUUCUGGGUUCAAGCGAUUCUUGUGCCUCAGUCACCAAAGUAGCUGGAACCAUGGGUGUGUGCCACCAUACCUGGCUAAUAUUUGUAUUUUUUGCAGAGACAGGGUUUUACCAUGUUGGUCAGGCUGUUGUCAAGCUCCUGGCCUCAAGUGAUCCUCCUGCUUUGGCUUCCCAAAGUGCUCAUAUUACAGGUGUGAGCCACACGCCAAACCCAACAGUUUUGAGGAAUACUGGUGAGAUGGUUUGUAGAGUGUCCCUCAAUAUAGGUUUGUCUGAUAUGUUUCUUAUAAUUAGACUGAGGUUAUAGAUUUGGGGGAAGAAGACCACAAAGUAAAGUGCCCUUUUCAUCACAUUGUAAUGGGGACACAUGAUAUGAACAUGACUGAUUACUGAGGAUAUUAACUUUGAUCUCUUGGCUAAGGUGGGUCUUCCAGGUUUCUCUGAUGUCUGGCUCCUAUUUCCUCUUUUCCCAUUCUACCCUUUGUAAUUCAGACACUCAGUGCAGCCCACACUCAAGAGAGACAAAGGUCUGAAAUUCAGCUGCACCAGAUUUUGGAGGGGGCAAUAUCUACCUAUAUUAUUUGAAAUUCUUCUGUUUGGAAGAUUUGCUCCUUCAUCCAAAGGGAACAUUUUUAAUAAUUACACUAAAUGUAUCUAAUUAUGACAAGUGUAAGCCCAGACUCCCGGGCCACCCUGGGACACUUAGGCAGAGAACAGCAGGAAAGAGCUUAGGUUCUUAAUUCAAAAGACCAUGAAUUAGAAAUGCAGCUCUUCUCCUGCAGAGCUGUGUGACCUUGCUCAAGUUCUUCACUACUCUGACCCUGCGAUCCUCUUUCCUCAGAGAAGUAGGUGAGCUAAUGCCUGUAGAAUGCUUGGCACAGGGCAGCCAGCAGUAAAGACGUUCGUUGCUACAAUCUAACAUUUGAUUUUAAAGGUGAGGAAGUGGAAGUUUUGGGAGAAGGAGGAAUGCCCCCUUAUUUUCCUUGCCCUCCUGGUCUUUCCUGCCAAUGCCUGUGCCCUUGCACGUGGAGGUGUCGAGCUCCCUCCGAGAAGGCUGGCAGGCCCACAGCCGGGAAGUGAGCCUGGGGACUGAGCAGUUGGGACCCAGCUUCUCGCAUGCAGUGGUGCUGUGAGAGCCCCGGGGGAUUUGCAUUCCUUGUGUGUCUGAGACAGGAGUCCUGCCUGCCCACGGAGCUGUUGCCAUGGAUGGGGGUGGCUGCCUGGAUGGGUUUCAAGCUUCAGGCUGAAUUUCCAAUUAAGGGAAUUUUGGGGUCAGGAGGAAAAGCAGGAUUGUGGUCAUCUUCCUCAGGGACUCUCCCCAGUCCUGGGCUUCAUGAGUAAUCUGGCAGCAGAUAGACAGAAAGCAUCCCCAGCAGCCACAGCCUCCUCACACCCAGACAGGCCCUGGUUCUCUCUCCAUCGUGGCUUCCAGCUCCUCCCUCCGGGCUUAUGUGGAACUUGUCAGCCCAGAGGCUACAAUCAGGAUAUCUUUCCUAAGAGAAGGGAGAAGGAUGAGACAGCUCUUCCCUGUAAAAUGAGCUAUGAAUUGAAAAAGAUUCUUAACCUAGAUUGUCCAGUAUGGUAGCCACGCGUCAUACAUGACACUAGGAAUGUAGCUGGUUCAAAUGGAGAUGAGCUGUAAAUGUGAAACAUAUCCUGGAUUUCAAAGACUUAGUAUGAAAAGAAUGUAAACUAACCUAUUAAUAAUUUUUAAAAUAUUGAUUACAUAGUGAAAUGGUUAUAUUUUAGAUAUAUCGGGUUUAACAAAAUACAUUAUUAAAAUUAAUUGUGCUGUUUCUUUUUACUUUUUUGAAGGUGGCUACUAGAACAUUUAAAAUUGCAUAUGUGAUGCAUGUUAUGUUUUCCUUGGACAGUGUCACUGUAGACCCAUUCAGGGCCCUCAGAAUAAUCCCAACCCUGUCACUAUGCAGUUGGGGAAACUGAGGUGCAGAAAAGGAUCUAGAUAUACUCACAUCCACAAAAUGAUCGGGAGGGAACUAGAUUUAUGUCUUCUGAUUUUGUAGCUAAGAACUCUUUUGUGAUGCCUUUUAAGGUCAUAGAUGCUGGAUUGUGGAGGGAAGCUGGUAUGUUUGGGGAGGUGCCUAAAGUUUUCAGGUUGUCAUGCCAAUACCCUGAUAAAUGCGUGUUUUCUGGAAGGAACACAGUGAGUGUUCAGAGUAAGGCUUAAACCCAGCCCCUUGCUUGCUAUAUCUUGUCUUCCCUCCAGACCUCAAAUUUCUAAUUUCUAAAAGACCCACCUUGAAAAGUUUUCACAAGGUUAAAGCAGAGCCUCUACAUGAAGGAUAUAUACACAGGGCUCAGGGUUUACAAGCAGGAAGUAGCCUGUAAGUGUCAGCUGCCAUUGCUGUUGUCUAGUCUUCUUGCUGUUGUGUCCCCAUGGCAGAGGCAGGGGAUGGCCUGUUCUCAGUUGCCCUAGGGUGUGAGGUUUGGAGCAUCUCAGGUUUUGUACCAGGGUGACAUCUGUCUGUCUUCUAUCCCCCUCAACCCCCCACCUCCAUCUCCCUACCAUGCUGGCUCUGGAAAUUCCCAAGUUGAGCACAGCUUAGAGUUGGCUUCUUCAGUUGCUGGGAGCUGAAUUUCUCUGGUGAGCAGGAGCCACUGGAGGGAAGAGAGUCUGACACUGGAUUAGGUCUCAGGGGGGCUCUUGAUAAUAAUUGCCCAACUUUGAACCUGCUUAUUGAAUUUUUAUUUAAUACGCAUUCAUCUAGUCUUUAUUUCUGGGGGCCAGGCAUGAUUUUAAGUGCCUUACAUAUGUUACCUUUUUUUAAAUUUCCUUUUUGUGGAGAACAGGGUCUUGCUAUAUUGCCCAGGCAGGUCUCAAACUCCUGAGCUCAACCUAUCCUCCCGCCUUGGCCUUCUUAAGAGCUGGGAUUAUAGGUGUGAGCUACUGUGCCCACUGGGAAUGUAUUAUUUAAUCCUCAAAACAACCCUGUGUGGGAGGUACUGUUAUUUUUAUUUUACAGAUGAAAAAACAGGCACAGACAGGUUAAGUAUCUCAAAGAGGUGGCACAACUGAGUCAUGGCAGAGCUAGAAGUUGAAGCCAGGUGACCUGGUUCUAGAAUGCUCUUAGCCACAAUCUGACCUUUGGUUGGUUUUCUUUCACAAACUUUAAUAAGCACUUACUCUGCACCCGGCUUGUGCCAGGGUGCUGAGCACCCAGUGGUGAACCAGUGUGGGCAGUGUCCUCUGGGGACUCCUAGGUUGGGGACGAAGCCAUGCAGGGAUCGGACAGUCAGUGGCGGAGGACAGGGAGGAAGGAGCUGAAAUUGGUGGGGUCCAAUGGAAAGAGCAACUAACAAUUCCAGAGGAGGUCUAGGAAAGCUCCCUGCAGGGCCACCUCUAGCUGGGAGUCUGCCAGGUGGAAAAGAGGAAAAGCAAGGUCAUUCCAGGUAGAAGAACCAGCAUGUGCAAAGGCAUGGAGGUAGGAAUGCACACGGUUUAUUUUGGGAGCAGUGAGUCAUCCAGAAUGCUGAAGUGGGUGGGGAAAGAUUAGAGAUGAGGCGGAGAAGGCAGCCUGGGCCAGGUUAGGACUGGUUUUGAAUGCCCGGUGGAGUGGAAGUCUGAUGUUACAAGCUAAAAGUAUCCAGGGGCCAGGCAGGCCACAGGUUUGUGUCCUACUCGCUAGAGGGUGGUGGGCUCAUGGGAACCAGGUCUCCCGGGUCUCCGCAAGACCCCUUGGGUGGUGCUGCCCUUCCUACUAACGGCUGUCCCGGAGGAACAUGGAUUCAAUGUUAGCACAGCUCUUGAUUUUUCAAGACAAACUAGAGACUGGCAUUUUGUUAUAAAAUCUUCCAGUUUUUGACUUUUCAUUAUGGGAAGGUGUGAAGCAUAUAUAUAAACAGAGAGAGUGGUAAACUGAACACACAUGUACCCAUUAACUGGAUUUAAUAAUUGUUAGCAGUUUUGCCAUAUUUACUUCAUCUUUUUGUUUUGUUUUGUUUUUGAGACAGGGUCUCACUUUGCAGCCCAGGCUGGGGCCCACUACCUGGGGCUCAAGUAUCCUCCCACCUCAGCCUCCCAAGUAGCUGUAGUGCAUGCCACUACAACUGGCUAACUAAAAAAAAUUAUUUGACCAGGCAAGGUGGUUCACACCUGUAAUCCCAGCACUUUGGAAGGCCAAGGCGGGUGGAUCACAAGGUCAGGAGUUCAAGACCAGCCUGGCUAAUACAGUGAAACCCGUCUCUACUAAAAAUACAAAACUUAGCCAGGCAUGAGGGCAGGUGCCUGUAGUCCCAGCUACUCGGGAGGCUGAGGCAGGAGAAUCACUUGAACCUGGGAGGCAGAGGUUGCCAGUGAGCUGAGGUGAUGCCAUUGCACUCCAGCCUGGGCAACAGAGCAACACUCCGUCUCAAAAAAAAAAAAAAUUAUUUGUAGAGAUGAGGUCUUGCUAUAUUGCCCAGGCUGGUCUUGAAUUCCUGGCCUCAGGUGAUUCGCCUCCCAAAGUGCUGGGAUUAUAGGCGUGAGCCACCACCCCUGGCCUGUAUUUGUCUUUUUGUUAUUUAUUGACUAGACUCUCAAUUCUGUUCCAACAAUCUAUAUACUUCAAUCCUUAUGCCAGAGGCUGGUCUUGAUUACUAUAGCUUUGUACUAAGUUUUAAAGUUGGGAAAUGUGAGUACUCUAACUUGUUCUUCUUUUUCAAGAUUAUCUUGGAUAUUAAGAUUAUCUUGCAUUUAUUUAUCAAGAUUAUCUUGCAUUUCGAUAUGGAUUUUAGCAUUAGGUUGUCAAUUUCUACAGGGGAAAAAAAUGCCGCUGGGAUUUGAUAGGGAUUUUCUUAAAUCUGUAGAUCAAUUUAGGGAAUGUUGUUCUUUUAACAAUUUUAAGUCUUCCAAUCCAUGAACAUGGAGCAUUUCCAUUGGUCUAAGUCUUUAAUUUUUUCAGUGAUGCUUUGUAGUUUUCAGUGUUCAAUUUUAUACUUAUUUUGCUAAAUUUGUUUCUAAAUGUUUUAUUCUUUUUGCUGCUACUUUAAGUAAAAUUGUUUUUAAUUUUUCUUUUCAGCUUGGGAGCUGUGUCAUAAAUCUCUUAGUCUAGAGCAUCCUCCUCAUUUUUUUUUUUUAUAAUUUGUCAGACUUAUUCCUUAUGAUGCUGUUUAGUUUCUCUCUUUCCUAUAAUCCUGUAAAUUCUAUCUAGAAAGGAUUCAGAUUAGAUUUUUCUGACAUGAAAACUUAAUAAAUAGUUCUGGGUACUUGAUACUGUAUCACAUCAGGGGGCACAUAACAUCUGGUUAGUGUGAAAUCUUUCAAUUCCUUUUUUCGGGUUCAAGCAUAUCUCAUGUCUCAGCCUCCCCAGUAGUUGGAAUUACAGGCAUGCAUCACCACUCCCAGCUAAGUUUUGUAUUUUUAGUAGAGACGGGGUUUCGCCAUGUUGGCCAGGCUGGUCUUGAACUCCCGACCUCAAAUGAUUCGCUGCUUCAGCCUCCCAAAUUGCUGGAAUAACAAGGCGUGCGCCACCAUGUCCUGCGUGAAAUCUUCCAGUUCUUAAGUACUUUGCAUAACAAAUUGGAGGACUUGGUUUAGGAGCAGGGGUUAGGGGGAAGAGGGUAGAAGAAGGUGGUGAAGAAUAGGGUGGGGUCACAGGCAGUGGGAUGGAGCAACAGGAAAAUGGGGAGAGGCCCAGCACAUCCUUCACUAAACCCCAAAGCUCUCACAUCCAUGCAGGAAAACCCACCAUUGUGUGGCUACAUACAUACACAUGCACACAUACACACACUCACACACAUGACAAAUAUUAUGCAGGCCGGGCAAAUCACGUAUUUGUGCUUACGCAGCCCCUGCCCCCGCUUCGUGAGUGGGUAGCCAUGAGAGCUGGGAGCGGCCUGCCCAAAUGUGUAUGACCAUACCCGGAUCAUGGCUCUUGUCACGAGAAUGAGGGGUUGUGUGGCAAGGGUCAAGCUGUAGUCUGGGCAUCAGUGAGGCUGCUGCAGCGAUCUGGGGAGAUGGUGGAGACCUGAAAUGUGGCAGAGCCACUGGAGUGGAGAGGCAGGGUCUGGUGGCACCAUUAGGAGGCUGGCCAGGGGCUUGGGCUUCCAGAAGCCUGGGGCAGUUAGUCAAAUUAUCCUUUUUGUAUUCUUCUUUUUUUUUUAGUUGGAGGAAGGAGAAUGUUGAUUUUUUGUUGUUGUUGUUGACACCGAGUCUCACUCUGUCACCCAGGCUGGAGUGCAGUGGCGCCAUCUCAGCUCACUGCAACCUCCACCUCUCAGGGUCAAGCAAUUCUCUGCCUCAGCCUCCCGAGUAGCUGAGAUUACAGGCACCCACCACCACGCCCAGCUAAUUUUUGUAUUUUUAGUAGAGACAAGGUUUCACCAUCUUGGCCAGGCUGGUCUUGAACUGCUGACCUUGUAAUCCACCCAUCUCGGCCUCCCAAAGUGCUGGGAUUACAGUCAUGAGCCACUGUACCUGGCCGAAUGUUGAUUUUCUAAUUGGAGGAAGGGGAGUGUUGAGGUGACAGUCUGCCCACUGUUGAAUCAGGGGGGUUGCAGGUGUUGAGAGAUGUCUGCCUUAGAUUGUGGGGGAGAAGGGAGGGGAAAUGCCCAGCUCCAACAUGCGGUGAAGGCCAGUAAUGAGCCCAGGGCCACACGGCACCCCGAAGGGCAGCUCAGGUCACCUUCACCCAACACAUUCUCCCUUUCUGCAUCCAGGACGUUGUCAGCAGGUGGGAAAGAAAUGAAGAACCCAUUGUUUCCUUUCCUUGUUACCUCACCACAUGCCCUUUCCUCAUCUAUCAGGGGAAGGCCAUUGUGUCGGAAACAGAGGCAGCCACGUAGAGCAGAAGGAGCACUGGAAUGAGAGUCAGGUGAUCUGAGGACUGACUCAGCCUCAGCACUCAUUUCCAGUCACAUCUUCCAGCCUCAGCUGUCUCAGGGGAUCCCAAGAGAGUGUGGAUAAUAAUGGCCAACACUAUUGGAUGACGUUCAUUGAGGACGUCAUAUGUGGCGGCCACUAAGUGCUCAGCUAAAUUAACUCAUCUAAUUCUAACUUAGGCAUAUAGAGAAAUUUUUUUUUUCCUUCGGGGGGGACAGGGUCUCACUCUGUCACCCAGUCGUGAGUACAGUGGUGUGAUCUUGGCUCACUGCAACCUCUGCCUCCUGUGCUCAAGUGAUUCUCCUGUCUCAGCCUCCCGAAUAGCUGGGAUUACAGGUACAUGCCACUGCCACUGGCUAAUUUUUGUAUUUUUAGUAGAAACAGGGUUUCACCAUGUUGACCAGGCUGGUCUUGAACUCCUGACCUCAAAUGACCCACCUGCCUCAGCCUCCCAAAGUGCUGAGAUUACAGGUGUGAGCACCAUGCCCGGCUCUUGGUUUUCACAUGCCCUCAGUCACACAGCUUGUAAGUGAUAGAGCUGAAAUUCUGGCCCUGAUCUAUCUAUGCCGCCACUUCAGAUACAGUGGGUUUCUCUUUCUCUUUCUUUUUUUCUUUUGUUACAUUGCUCUAACAUACCUGUCAUUAAAAUCCAAGGAAGAUCUUACACAUAUGAAAUCCAAGGAAGGUCAUAUGCAUACAAAAUAAAAAAGUGAUAGAUAAAACCCCCACUCUACUUCCACCCUCGUUGCACCUCUAAAGUGACCGUUUACAGUUCGCUUAUAGAAUUCUUCUACUUACUUACCUGUUCUGGUUUUGUUUUUGUUUUUCCUAAGUAGGACUACCCAGAUGAUGUUCUGUAACUUGUGUUUUUGAUGUAAUAUGUUUUGAGAUCUUUUUAAGUAAUACACGGAGAUGUAUCUUCCUCUCUUAUCAGCUGUAUACUGGUCCGAAGUGCGGAGGUACCGUGAUUCAUUUAACCGGAUCUCUUUUGAUGGAGACUGAACCCAUUUCAUGUUUUUUUGAUCACCAGUGAGGCUGCAAUGAACAGCCUUGGACCAAUAUCCUUGCUCACAGGACUGGUUAAAGGAAUGCCCCAGCCAGGCAAUGUAUCCCAUCAGGGACAUUCAAGCAGCACUGGAACACAUUGGGAAUAUAAUGGUAAUUCACGCGGGUCUUUGCAAGGGACUGACUCUCCUGACAUUUACUGUCAAAGUGUCAAUUUGGUUCCUCUUGAUAGGGACCAAAUUGAGUGAAUUCAGCAAAAAUCCAACCAACCCCAUCCAGUGUCUCACCCCACCCUCCAGUAUAUGUUCAACAAAUAUUUAAAGAAUAAUCGUUGCAAGAGACAUGCAGAUGAAACUUUAUGGAUUAAAUUCUUAAAAGGAGAAUUUUGGGGGCAAGAGAAAUGUACAUUUUAAUUAUUAUCAGAACCCAAGUUAAAUCCAAAAGGGUUGCACUCAGUUUAUAACUUCCCACCAGUACAUGAGUGAAGUCUUCUCACACCCUGGCUGCCGGAGCUAUGUGCAAUGAGUCUUUUGCAUCUUUGCCAAACUGAAGAAAAUCUGGUGUUCCAUGAACCCAGUGUCCACCUGCAACACUCCUCCAAACAACUGCCCAUAGCCGCAGAGGCUACAUCUGUCCUCUUUCUCAGUGUCUCUGGCUCGCCUCCUGAGAUGCCUGGAUAGGUUGGAGUUUCCACUAAGUGAGACUGAAUUCCCUGAGGAUGAGCUUAAAGUGUUGGAAAGGCCCCCGACCCUGAACCUGCACUUUACCAUAUCCAUCCUUUGUGAAUUACCAGAUGGACAAAAUCCCUUUGUGCCCAGAAACUGAGGUGCAGGAGUGAAUGGAAUUUCCUGAGUUGUCAGACCCGGAUUCUCGCGACAUACACAAGGCAGCUGUGACUCCGAGGCUGAGUGGUCUGGGGAGAGAGAGAGGAGCUUGCCUGGGUCCCUGGCAGCAGGGCGAUGUUAGAGAGCUACAGUGACCAUGCAUUUGGGGGAGCCAGGUCUUCCACGCUUGGAGUGUAGAGAACUAGAGAAAAGACCCAGCAUGCCCCCUUCAGUCCUCAGAAAAAGCUGGUAAGAGCUGGAAGGUGCCUUAGGAAAGAGGAGGCCCAAUGUGCUCAUUUCACAGAUGGAGAAACUGAGGCCUAGCAAGGUGCAGAGACCCAGCUAGGGUUGUACAGUGAGUCCGGGUCAGAGCAGAGAUGAGUGUGGCUGGUAGGCAGGGUGAGGGAGGCUCUUGUGAAGCCUCAGUUGGCUUCUGGGUCACAAUUAAUAAAUCAAAUGAAAGAGGACAGAGCUCUUCGAAGUGGAAAGGAAUGUUUUUAUCCCUCCACCCUUAUAAGCAGUGCUUAGGGCCUAGCUCCAGAAUGUUUCCAGCUUUACUUUUCAUUUUUUGUGUGUGUGUGUGUGAGUCGGGAGUGAGUCUUGCUCUGUGGCUCAGGCUAGAGUUCAGUGGUGCAAUCUUGGUUAGCUGCAGCCUCCUCCUCCCAGGUUCAAGCGAUUCUCCUGCCUCAGCCUCCCCAGUAGCUGGGACUAUAGGCACUCUGCCAUGCCCAGCUAACUUUUGUAUUUUUUUUAGAGAUGGGGUUUCACCGUGUUGGCCAGCCUGGUCUUGAACUCCUGACCUCAGGUGAUCUGCCUGCCUUGACCUCCCAAAGUGCUGGGAUUACAGCCAUGAGCCAUUGUGUCUGGCCCAGCUUUACUUUUUAGCCCAAGUGGCAGAGUCAGAGAACAUACAGGCCAGCAGCCUGUGCCUUUGGGAGAAAAACAUCCAGGUCCCACAGAUGCAAGGGUUUCCCCACAGUGAGACCAGUGCCUGCUCCUGGCUCCUGAGCUGAGCCCCAGGGAUUCGGUUCAGUGCUGGAAGGGCCCAGACCAAGAGUGUUGAGAGAACAGUAAAAAUGAGAAUGCUAGUGGGGGCCCCGGGUCAAUGAGAGUUGAGGCCAGGGUCGGGCAGUCUGGGCUCUAGUCCUGCACUCUUACUGGCUUUGGGCAAGUGGCUUUCCCCUAAGCUUCCCGUACUUCCAUUUAUUUCUUCAUCUCUAAGGUGUGGGGAUCAUGAGAGAAACUUCCUCGUGGGGCCUAGGAGAGGGUCAAGUGGCUGUUGAUAAAUGUGCAGCGCUGGGAGCAGUGCUUGGCAUGGACAGGGCAUCUCCCAGUGCCCCCUUCCCACCGCUGCCUGCCAGCCUCUACACUGAGGCCCCUUCUGUGCCCUGCUUCAUCUUAGCCUCAUGAAGGAGGUGCUAUUUAUUAUAUUAGCCCUUUUCACAGAUGAGAAAACCAGUUCAAACUCAUAAGAGAACUGACACAGCCAGGCUCCACCUUCUUCACCAUGAUGGGAAGAGAAAGUCUCUUAGCUGCUGCCAGGCUGACACUCCAUGCCUAGACCUCGGUGCCCAGCCAUGCUGUUGAAUGCCAUAGUGAUUGAGAGUGCAGGCUGGGGCUCUGGGGAAUUGAUGCUCAGAUCCCACUCUGUCACUUGCCCACCAAGUGUCCUCAGUCUUCCCUGAGCCUCCCUUUCCUUGUCUGUAGAAUGGGGACAGGAAUAGCCCUGCCCCCACCCCGCCAGUUAUGGUGAGGACGAUAUGAGGCGAUGUUUGUAGAGGGCUUUGUGUGGUCAUGGCAUUCGGUGGGUACUGGGUAAGGAGAGACCGUGGGCAGUUUUAUCAUCGUUCUUACCCGGAGCCCGGGAUGAGUGGAAUGUGGCAAGGCCGGCUGUCUCUUUUAAGUUUCAUCCUUCCCCAAAUGCUGCUUCUCUCCCUGGGUUUCCAAAGCCCGGUCCAACUUCCACCUGACUUCCUAAGUCCACACCAGUGAGUCCCUGCCACUGGGUGGGGAGUUAAAAAUAAAGCCUGUCUUUAAAUCCUUCAAGUAAACACCCAGCUCUCUAAAAUUAGCCCCUAUGCAACAGGUCUUCACAGCCAGGUGGGGCUUGAGGGAUGGAACUUGGUGAGGCUGGUUCCCAAAACCAGGCAUGACCCAAGCCUGGCCUCCAUGUCACCCCUCCUUGCUUCUCAAGCCUCUGGUUCUUUGGGGAGCCAAGCACCCCCUAUUUGGCUCCAGCCCCUAUUUGUCUCUCUCUCUCCACUGCCACCAGCCCACUGCAGGCCAGCAGCCCCUCUCACUGCUCCUCCCCAAGGGCCCCUCACUGAUUUUCAUGCCUCCUUCUGCCCCCGUACUGUUCUCCACACAAUAGCCAGCAUGACCUUUAAAAAAUACCAGCCUGCAUAUGCCACGCUGCUGCACAAAACUCUCACGGAGCACUUGGCUUGGGUUCCUGCAAAAGCAGAGCCUGAGACAAGGAUUCAGGUGCAGAUAGUUUAUUUGGGAGGUGAUUCCAGGAGGAAGAAGCUGAGAGGGAGUGAGUGGGGAGCUUGAGUGAGGGAAGGACAGGCAGUGCAGGUGUGUGUUAUUGAGGCAUCACUGCAGACCACGGGGACUGGAUCCAGCUCAGACCUCAGGACCUGCAGCAUUGCCCACCUGAAGGAUGGACAGAGGCUCCAGUGCCACAUUCACUGGGAGUUUCCCAAGCAGCAGAGGGUAAAGGGGCCUCCUGCAGCCUUAGAGCAGGCUCUGGGCAGGAAGUGGAUAGCUGUGCUUUGUGUGAAAUCCUGACAGUGCUGGGUAAGUCUGACCUUACAUGGAACUGACCUCCACAGCUACGGGGGAAACUAGGGGUAGACACAGGAGCUGGGAUGCAGGCACCAGGGGUGCUGCUUUUAGGAGAAAUUCCAGAUUCCUUACUUUGGCCCCAAGUCCCUUCCUUUCUGGCUCCAUUUACCCCACCGGCCUUGUCUCAUACCACUCUCCCCAUCGUUUGCCUUCAGCCGUGUUUGCUCCAACGGGCUGUUCUCUUUGCUGCCUGUAGUCCUUUGCACAUGCCAUUCCCUUGCCCAAAAUGCUUUUCCUUUGCUCCCUCACUAACACCUACUCUUUUCAUCUGGCUUCACUGAGCUUGACUGUUACGCCCUCAGGGGAGCUCCGAGCUCCCUUCUAGUCUGGGUUCCCUGUUUUCUGUGCCCCUGGUACCCCAGACCCAGGUGCCAGCACCUGUCAUAGCACCCAGCAAGUGUGUGUGGCCCAGGAAGCCUGGUUGACUGGCGAAUGUCAGGCCUUAAACACCCUAUAAUGGGAAGAACCCAUAGCAAGGGCACCCUCCAUUUCACUAAUUUCAGCCUUGAAACACAGGCAGCAAGAACUUAUUGAGAGCCUGCUCCGUGCCAGGUAAUGUUCUAGGCUCUUGGGGAAGAAAACCUGAAGAUCCCGCCUUCAUGGCGUUUGCCCUCCCAAUGGGGAGACAGACAACAGAUGCACAUAAAAGACAGAACCUGUGGUUGGGCAAGCCGCCUUUCAAAAUAUGUGGUCAGGGUGGCCUCACUGAGGAAGGCCUCAUUGACAUUGAAGCAGAGACAUGGAAUUGAAAGAGUUGGCCAGGGGGCUGUGUGAGGGAGAGCCACAAAGGAGAGGGAGGGGCCAGGGAAGGCUUUGAGGUGGGCAUAUGUUUGGCAUGCUCUGGGGACACUGAGGAGGCCAGUGGAGCUGAAGCGGAGUGACGGGGAGGACAGUAGUGGGAGGAAAGGCCAGAGAGAGUGUGGGAAGGUGGCAGGGAUGGAUGACAAUGUGGUACAGUAUGGGAGCCACCAGCAACCUGUGGCUAUUUCAAGUUAAGUUAACUGAAGUUAAAGAAAGGAAAAGUUUCCUUCCUCAGUCUCAUUAUCCAUGUUUCAAGUGUUCGAUGGCUGGGACAGCGCAGAGACAGAACAUGUUCCUCAUCCCUGAAAGUUCUAUUGGAUGGUGCCCUCGGGGGCCUUGCAGGUCACAGUAGGGCAUAAGCACUUGCCCAUACAUAACCAGGCAUGUAUCCUGGGGGCCUUUCCUCACCUCCCAAAGUGGCAAUGAUGAAAGCAUGCAAGGCCAUUUGGUCCAUCCCCAGCCAGUGUCAGAACGCCCUUCCCAUCAUCCUGCCAAGUGGUCAUUCAGUCACUCAGUCACUGCUUCUGUCUCUCCAGGCAUGGGGAGUUCACUGUGUCUCGAGGUGGUCUAGGCCUGCUUUUGACAGAUUUGCCUUUUGGAUUUGCUGAAACCAGAAGGGUUUUUACUUCUCUGUAGCUUCUACCCACGGGUCCCAGUGCUAUCCUUGAGGACUGUGUAAAUUAGAACUGUGCUCAGCUGCAGGUAAGAGAAGCUUCCUGUGGCUUGACAUGGUGGCUCCUGCCUGUAAUCCCAGCCCUCUGGGAGGCAGAGGCAGGAGGAUUGCUUGAGGCCAGGAGUUUGAGACCAGCCUGGACAACACAGUGAGACCCUGUCUCUACAAAAAAAAUUUAAAAAUAAAAAUAUUGGCUAGGCAUAGUAGCAUGCAUCUGUAGUCCCAGCUACACAGGAGGAUUCCUUGAGCCCAGGAGUUCAAGGCUUCGGUGAGCUAUGAUCACAUCCCUGCACUCCAGCCUGGGCAACAGAGCAAGACCCUUUCUCUAAAAAAUAAUUCUUAAAAAUAAGCUGCUUUACCACCUCACCCAUUGGGCUUAUUUUCUCACAUAAUUUGAUCAGAGAGGCUGUGCCAGGCUGAGUGGCAGCUCCAUGAUGUCCUCAGGGACCUGCCUCCAUCUGCCUUUCCCACCCGCUGUCCUUAGAGGGUGACUUUUGUCCUCACACUCAGAGAGAGCCACCGCAUGCCCAGCUUCACCUCUGCAUUCCUGACAGCAGAGGUUCAAAUGCAACAGUUUUUCUCCAUGCAGAAGUGAAGCCACUGCAGGGAUUUUCCCUUCCCUAAAUGUAGAGAAGGGGAAGGUGAAUAUUUUAGCCAGAUGCGUUGCUUCCUUGAACAAAUUAGGCUUCUGUUAGUGGGAAAGAGGGAGAGGAUGGCUGUUUGGUGAGAAGCUAGCAAUGUCUGUCUCAGCGUCCUAGCAGAGGUUUGAAGACGGUGACCUUAACAUCCCGAGUUGUCCAUGGUCACCACAUCUCUAGGCCCUUCACUGCACCUCUGUUUUCACAGCUUCUCACUCUCUCCAUUUUCAUACGGAGAAACAGAGGCACAAACAUCGUUCAUGGUCAAGAACCCAGGCUUUGGAGUCAGAUAAUACUCAUUUCUUGGGCAGGUCACUUCCCUGAGUCUCAGUUUCUCCAACUGUGGGAGGUAGUAGAAAUUGAUAUAGCACUUACCACUGAGGGUAAAAUGAGAUAUAAUCCGUGUCAAAUACUGCACACCACAGUCAUUCAGUAGUGGCAGUUUAAAAAACUUAUCCUAGCUAUGCUUACUCUUGCUUCAGUGAUUCCUCCUGAUGUUACUGAAGAAGAACCAGAGAGCCUAUAUAGGGUGAGAUCUCUGGGGAUUGCCCACGUGUUUCCAUAAUCCCAGUGAUCACCCAGCAAGAACCUCUCUCCUUAGGAUGCUAGAGGAUGUGUGCAAUAGGACAAGAUAGGAGGAAGGGGCAGCAGUAGGGAUCCAUUUCCAGAGCUACCUUUGGCCCAGCCAUAUCCUUGUGGGGACCUAUCGCAUUGCUGCUGCAGCACUGUUCCCAUCAGCCCUGGCUUCCUGUGGCCCUGUCUGGGAAGGGGGUGCUCCUACAAAGUCAUGGCAGCCUGGUGCCCAAACUGUCAUCCCACGGGACUUGCUAUAGCUUUGCCAGAAGCCUGGCCCAAGGGGUGGAGGCCCCUGGAGCUCUGACCCACCACGUGGAGGGUGGGAAAUACCGCAGAGCGGGUUCUCUAGAAGGGAUUUGUCAGAGGCUAAACUGAGGUGCACCCUGGGCUCAGACUGCACUGUCCUUUCCUGACCACCCAGCUGGGAUGGAUAUAGAGACAGGGUCAUGUUGCAGAAAGCCUGUCCCAUGAGGCCCUACUGAUGUUUUCCUUUAUUAAAAAAAAAAUCUUAUUCAUUUGGUUCAAAAUCCAACACUUGCUGAGCACAAUGGCUCACGCCUGUAAUCCCAGCACUUUGGGAGGCUGAGGCAGGUGGAUCACCUGGGGUUAGGAGUUCGAGACCAACCUGACCAACAUGGAGAAACCCCAACUCUACUAAAAAAUACAAAAUUAGCUGGGCUUGGUGGUGCAUGCCUGUAAUCCCACCUACUCAGGAGGCUGAGGCAGGAGAAUCGCUUGAACCUGGGAGGCAGAGGUUGCGGUGAGCCAAGACGCACCAUUGCACUCCAGCCUGGGCAACAAGAGCAAAACUCCAUCUCAAAAAAACAAACAACAACAACGAAUACAAAACCCAACAUUAGAAAAGUAUUAGUAGAAAGAGGCCACCUCCUUUGCCGCUCCCCAUCUUGUUGCCACCUCCAUACCCCAUAGGCAACUCUUGUUUGUAGAUUCUUUCCUUUCCUUCCAGAGUUCCUUUCUAUUAAGAUGGAAAAUGUGAAAUUGCUAAUAUUUGACCAGGUUUGACCAAUAAAGUGGCAAUUUCAUAUGGUUCAACCUAAUAUGAGCAAAUGCAUAUUUAGAUUCCUGUUUUUUGCUUUCUUACGCAAAAGGUAGCAUAUUAUACAUACUGUUUGGAAUCUUUUUUUUCUCUUUGCUGUGUAUAUAUCAGAGAUCUAUUCAUGUUUUUCCGGAUACAGAACUUGAUCCAUUUUUAAAUACUUAGGGGGAUUUCAUUACAUAGCUGUGCCAUAAUUUAUUGAAUCAGGCUCCAGAUGUUGAACUUGCAUGUUUGGGUGAUUUCCAGAUAUUUGUUCGGUAUAUCUCUAGAAGAAACUCCCCAGAUUGCAGUGGCUGGAUCAAAGGCUCUCUGUGGCAGUUGUCCCAUUUUAUCUUCCCAUCCAAGUUGUUUUAGGGUGGGAAGGUCUCUGCCACUGACUUGCUGAAUGACCCAGCUCAAGUCUCUGCCCCUCUGUGGGUCUCCAUUUCCUGGACCACUGAGCUUUCCUUGCCUUGUCCUUGGGGUAGAAAAAUCCAGCUCAGAUUCACUUCCUUGCUUGAGCUUUCCCACGCCCCAGUCAUGUGCAGCUAUUGUUACUGUGGAUCCUUUGGGAGAUGACCUUAGCCCAGAGGGAGUCCAAGGCAGCCCAGUGAGGUCAGCAUGGGAGAGCAGACAGAAGGGCGAGCCGAGGCAAAGGCACAGUGGUGUGACAGCUGGGGAAAGCAGCAUUUCCCAAAUGCCAGUCACUGCUGUACCUCCCUGAGCCAUGCUGUGUCCACAUGCCAUUUGGACCCCCUUCCUAUUUAAAAAAUAUUUUACCUUUCUUAAAUCUAAAUUUAUUCUUACAAUGAGACUUUAGAUCAUUGCCAUAAAUAGAAAUCCAGUAUUAGAUGAGAAAAAGUUAGCCAAAAAAAAAAAAAGAAUGAAAAAGAAAAAGAAUACAGUGAAGCAAAACAUCAUUCAAUCAUGCCUCAGUUGCUUAUUAAAAUCUCGGCUAUGUCGUGGCUCAUGCCUGUAAUUCCAGCACUUCAUGGGGGCCAAGCCAGGAGAAUUGCUUGAGUCCAGAAGUUUGAGACCAGCCUGGGCAAUAUAGUGAGACCCCAUCUCUACAAAAAAGUCAAAAAAUUAGCUGAGCGUGGCAGUGCUCUCCUGUAGUCCUACUUGCUGUUCAGGAGACUGAGACAGGAGGCCAGCUUGAGCCCAGGAAGUUGAGGCUUCAGGGGGCCACAAUCACACUACUGAACUCCAGCCUUGGCAAGAGAGCCGGACUCUGUCUAAUAGAGCAAACAAACUCAGACUCAAGGCUGCUUGCUGCUGUGUUCUCAGUUAAAAACAGUGUGUACAAGAGGCAUUAAAGUCCAAGAGUGAUGGCUCACACCUGUGAUCCCAGCACUUUGGGAGGCCAAGGUGGGCGGAUCACUUGAGGUCAGGAGUUGGAGUCCAGUCUGGCCAAGAUGGUGAAACCCCAUCUCUACUAAAAAUACAAAAAUUAGCCGGGCGUGGUGGCCAGUGCCUGUAAUCCCAGCUACUCAGGAGGCUGAGGCAGGAGAACCGCUUGAGCCCGGGAAGUGCAGGUUAUAGUGAGCUGAGAUCAGGCACUGCCCUCCAGCCUGGGUGACAGAGCGAGACUCUGGCUCAAACAAACAAACGAAAAAGAGAGACGUUAAAGACAUAUUAGCAGCAAGCGAGACUUUCUCAAUGAUGUAACAGAGUGGUUGAAAUUGAAUUUAAAAAAUUAACUUUUCUUUUUCUACAGUUUUACUUUCUGCUUUUACAGAAAUUACAAAGAACAAUGUUACCUAAUGAAUGGUCUGGUACCACCUGUCAUUCUUGGUCCUGCCAAUAGAAAGCAACUCAUCCUUUAGAGACCCUGGCCUGAAAGACAGAGUUCUCCUCUCCCUCUCUGAGAGAGAAGGAAAGCCAGACUUUGAAACGGCUUGUUCUCCAGGCACUAGACUGUGGGUAAGAGGAGGCUAAGUCCAGACAGGCCCCGCUCACAGCACGCUCUCAAAAUGCUUGUCAGUGGCUAACUCAUUAGUGGGCUUGAGGGACUCUUGAAAAAAGGACAAACAGGUGCCUUCUUGAAUCUUGUUGAAAGUGAGCAGUGGUCCUCCUCUCACUCUAUCCUGUAGCAAAUGGUUUAUCUUAUUGCUGAGGCUUGUUGGUGGAGCACUGGAAUAGGAGUCACCCAAACUGGAAAAGAGGAACACAGGACCACCCUCGCCACUUUCCCUCAUCUUCCUCCAUUCCUUCAUUUGUACUAGUAGAAAACAAGCACACACCUGUAGCACAGAUGAGCAACUUUCUUCUUCUUUUUUUUCUUUUUUUUUUUUUGAGGCGGAGUGUCGCUUUUGUUGUCCAGGCUGGAGUGCAAUGGUGCAGUCAGUCUUGGCUCACUGCAACCUCCACCACCUGGGUUCAAGCAAUUCUCCUGCCUCAGGCUACCAAGAAGCUGGGAUUAUAGGUGCCCACCACCACGCCUGGCUAAUUUUUGUAUAUUUAGUAGAGAUGGGGUUUCACCAUGUUGGUCAGGAUGGUCUCAAACUCCUGACCUCAGGUGAUCUACCCACCUUGGCCUCCCAAAGUGCUGGGAUUAUGGGCAUGAGCUACCAUGCGCUGCCUGGCAGCGUUUUUCUUGUUCAGUGUCAUCUAAGCAAUGAUUUAGGGGGACCAACGCUCCUCUCACCUUGUAGCUCCUUUCACCUUCCGCACGUGGCUUCUAGGGUCAUUAUGCUCUUCUGCAUUGAGCUGGCGAAAAGGGAAAGCACACAGAAGGAUGCAUAUGGAAGCUUCCUCCUGGCUGGGCCAGGAAGUAGGCACCCAUGUCCUCUCACAUUCCAUUGGCCAGAAGCCAGUCACAUGACCAUACCUUCCCGCAAUGGCGGUGCGGAAACCGUCUAGGUAUGUGCCCGGAAGGAAGAGGAGACUGGCUGGUGAGCUUCUGACUGGAUUCAGCCACACUCAAUAAACGUGGCUUUUAUGGACCUUUAUCACCUGCCCCAUCCUGGCUCUCUGUUUACUCAUGCUGUUGUGAGCCUGAACUUUUCCGUUUCCUAAACACUGUGUGUGUGUGUGUGUGUGUGUGUGUGUGUGCGUGUGUGAGAGAGAGAGAGAGAGAAAGAGAGAGAGAGAGAGAGAGAGAGAGACCUUUUGUGCCAUGGCUUUUGCUGUUUCCUCAUUUAAAACACCCUUUCCUCUCUUCUCUGACUGAGCAGCUCAUAUUGUAGUAGAAAAUAAGACCACAGCCUCAGAAUUUAAAAUAAGACUUUGCCAUUUCUUUCUUUCUUCUUUUUGUCCCCUCUCUUCCCCUGCCAUUCCCCCUUCCUUUCCUCUUCCCUUUUUGUCCCUUUUUUUCCCUUUUUCCUCAGGGUCUCACUCUGUCACCCAGGCCGGAGUACCAUGGUACAAUCUGGGCUCACUGCAUCUUCCACCUCUUGGGUUCAAGUGAUUGUCCUGCCUCAGUCUCCUGAGUAGCUGGGAUUACAGGUGUGUGCCACCAUGCAAGACAUGGUUUCACCAUGUUGGCCAGGCUGGUCUUGAACUCCUGACCUUGGCCUCCCAAAGUGCUGGGAUUAUAGGUGUGAGCCACCGUGCCCGGCCGACUUUGCCAUUUUCUAAGAAUUAUGUGCUGGGAGAAAAGAGAACACUCAUGUACAGCCUGGGAGAGUCCUCAAUUCCUUUGUAGAACAAAUUACAGGUUUUCUUUUAUACACAGAUGCUGCCCAACACCCUCUGUGAGAACUAUCCCGUGAUAAACAGGGGAGGGGGCAUCUUGUAGUAGAUGGAAAACUUCAGGAUCUUUUUGUCAAGAGAGCUAAUCAUCUGUUUUUUAAAGGGUUAGUCACAGAAAUUGUCCAGGGCAGUGGUGAAAGAAACGUUAAGGGUUUGAAUUUGCAGAGACAGUUAACUUUCUUCUAGUUAAUGUCUCUUGUGAGGCAUGGUGUGCUGAUUCAGUAGCUUCCUGGAGUUUGCCAGUUUCCAUGGUGUAAAUUCUGCCGCCAUGGCUGAUUUCAGGCUAGCAGUGAAAGGCAGUCUUUGAAUACAGAGCUGGGAGGACUUACGAGCAGAACUUUCUGGAACAGGAGAGAGCUUGCAUGAGCCAGCUCCAGCACACCACUGCACACACGGCUGUGUCCUCAUCUCAGCUUCAGGCUGUAGCUCAGCAGUUUCAUCUUUGGGAAAGUUUUCCAGCUCCCCUGUUUCUUCUGUGUACUCUAUUUUAGAAGUCUGAACGUUCCAAAUUUGAUUGUUUUCCUCUGUCUUCCCUGCUAGUCUAUGAGCUUCUUAUGGCUAAACCUUUGGUUUUAAGUUUCUUUCUAUCCCUGUGGCAUUGUCUGACGUCUGCACUUAGUAGGCCCAGCAAAGGCUUGCAGAAGGCAGGCAGGACAAACGAGGGAAGGAGGCGGGGUUGAGGAGCAUCAGAUGGGGAGCCAGUUCCUGUUCUGUGACUUUUUGGCAGCAUGACCUCGGACAUAUCCCUUCACGUGUCUAGGCCUGUUUCCUAGUCUAUGAAAAGUUCCUUUUUUAUCCUCCUCUGCUCCAGCUAGGACAGACCCUAUCACUACAUGGUGACGAUGAUCAUGAUAAUAAUGAUGGUGGUGGUAGUAAUAGCUACUGUUCAUUCAUUCGGCAAAUUUGCAUUCCGCAUCUCCUCUGAGCCAGACUCUGUGUAGUGGGUGCUGGGGAUUCAUCAGUGAAUGACACAGACAGAACUCCUUCCCUCGAAGCAUUUUCCUCCUUCAUUUGCAACACGCCAUGAACUGAGGGAAGCUUCACAGGCAUUGUCUCAUCGGGCAACCCUGAAGGGCGAAGCUUGGUUUUACUGCUGUGGGAAGUAGAGUCAAGUGGGUUGCCACACAUCAGCCUGUGUUUAAGGGGUGGGGAAGGGACUGCCCCUGGCAUGUGGCUACCAUGACGUAACCUAGUCUACUCAGCAUGGCCCCUCUACUGCUCACCCUGCUGCCAGUGUCCAGGCUGUUCCCCUGCCCCUCCCCUGAGUGCCUUCUCUCCAGCUUCAUCUGUUCUCAUAGAUAGCACAUCCCUCAGGCCCACCCGAGACCUGAUCCUUCCCUGAUGGUGUCUUUUCUACGUCACAGGCCCUGUCUCCAAAUCCGUCCUCGUUAUUCAGCUAAGCAGGGUUGGUCACUGGGAAUGGAAUCCUUCACCUCUUUGUUUCACUCUCUCAGGAUGCCUCUUUCCCCUUCAUCCCAACACCCCAGGGGCCAGGCAUGGACUCACAUGAAGGGCUCAAUAAACAUCUCUUUAACUAGUGCAUUACAUUCCUUAAUCUUUGCUCGGGCUCUAGCUCUAGUCUUGAGUUUAAAUGUCUUCAUCAUACAGGGUACUUAUUCUACCUGGAAAAUCCAAAGGUCGGAUAUGUUUAAAACAAAACCUUCACACCCCUCGUGUGCACCUACUGUUUGCUGAGUGUAGUGUCCAUUGCUGCAAAGAUGAGAGAGACACGGUCGCUGACCUUUGGCUCCUUGGUGUGGUCAAGGCCAGGAUUGCUGUACAGCCCUCUGCGCCUGGGACUGUCCUGGCUCAUACUGGGUAUAAUUAUGAGCAGCCUGCCUUUCACUGUCAGAUGCCCUAGUUUGAAUGACAAACUCUGUGGUCACCUUAAACAAGGCCUGAAAAUACGGCCUCUUACUCCUCAAAUACCAGUUCCUCCAACCCUAUGAAAUUGAUGCUAUUAUCAUCCCCAUUUCACAGGUGGGAAAAUAGAGGGAUAGAGCUAUAAAGUGACUCAUUGAAGAUCACAGAGCUGAGGAGAAGCAUGAUUGGGUUUUGAAUGCACAUCAUCAACUGUUACCUCAGCAAGAACUUCUCUUAAGAGGUUUUCCUGACCUCAUGAGUAGAUAUGACUUCCACCCACCCUGCCCCACACCAGGAUUCAGACUUGGCCCAGUGACCGCUAUGAUGGGAUAAGGCGACAGGGUCAGAAUCCCCUCUGGACCUCCAGUACCUGGCAUGGUGCCUGGGGCCAAAUUCAAUCUCUGGAAGUGCGUUUUGAACAAAGGGACGCAGUUGUCCAGAGGAAGGCUGAGCUUGGCCCCUCCUGGUGGCUUCUUCCUCCCCUGUCCCUGUGACAACAGGGUCAUCAACCCCCAGGAGCAAAUGGAGCUGCCUGGAAUUCCUUCCCAGAGCUCCUUAUCAGUUUUUAGAGCAGUGUGGGGUGGGGAGCGAGUGGGUGUCAGUGACAUUGGGGGCUGCUCUGGCAGAAGCUGGAAUGCCCCAGCCGAGCCCCGCCUGGGGAGGGGCCAGAGGCGGGGGAGGCCACUGGGCUGGGAGGACUCAGCUGUCACAUUCCUCCGGCUCACAGAAAGCUCUCCUGGGCGCCUUGUCCUUAUUUAGGCAGGAGAUGUCUGCUGACUGGGGACUUGUAAGAUGCCAUUGCAGGCUGGCUCUCCGAUGGGGUGGGGCAGGGGCAGAGCUCACCGAAAGCUAAGUCAGCAGGUUCCUGGGCGAGUGAGCCCCAGGUGGGAGCCUGACCCUUGGGAAGAAAAUCCACUAAGUAAUAAUAGCAAAAAAUACCAGCUAACAUUCAUGGAGUGCCUACUAUGUGCUGGCACAAUGCUGAGCUGGUCUGUAAGCUCCAGAAGGCAAGUCUCUCCUGCUCACAAUGAUAUCCCAAGAUUAGCCCAGCACAGCGCAUACAUGUAAACUGUAUACUGAAUAUGCAUGUAUACUAUAUACUAUAUACACAUUCAGAGUAUCAAAAAGGGUUGUAUCAGUUCUGGCAGGAAAGGAUCUAUUAAGUGCUUAGUAAAUACUUGUCACAACUGAAUGAAUAUACUCUUCACAUACCACAAUUUACAUAACCCUUACAAGAAGUAGCUACUAAUAUAGCUAAGUGCUAUUAGUAACCCAUUUUACAGAUGAGGAAACUGAGACCGGGAGAGGUUCCUUGAGUCGGCAAAGGUCAUGCAAGUUGGAAAUAGGGGAGCUGGGGUUUGAAAGCAGGUUGUCUGACUCCAGCGGUAACUAAUGCUUCCAUCUUCUUAUUUGGGUGUAAGCCUGGCUGUGUGGAUUGGGUGGGUUACAUACCUUACCUUUGACGUGGGGAUAGUGAUACCUACUUUAGAGAAUAUUGUGAGAAGUAAUUGAGAAAACACAUGCAAGUCCCUGGCACCCAGUAGGUGCACAGUAGGUAUUGCCUAUUCAUAGUGGUGGCGUUGAUGAGGAUGAGGAUGAUGGCGCUGAGUCCCAGGGAAUUCAGCAUCCUCUUGCUGGGUGACACCCAGGGGACUGAGUAGACAGAUGGUGAGGCCAUUUUCCAGCAGACUUUGUCCUCAUCCGGGAGCGCAGUGACAGUCAUGGCCCUCAGGAGAGGGUGGGAGGACCUUCAAGCUGUCUCUGUUUCCUGAAGGAAAUGUUCACUACUCCUAAGCCAUCUGAAGCCUCCAGGUUCCCCAAGCAAGAGGCCUGAUGGCAGCUGGAGUUGGUUUUACUCUCUGUUAACCCAUGGUAUGUAAUCAUGUUUUUGUGCCAGCUCAAUUGCCCAAGGCUUCCAUGAGCACCUCCUGUGCACCCAGACUGACUUCCCAUCCCUUGGUGUCUGUGUGUCCUUGGGCAAGUUAUUGAAAUGCUCAGAGUCCCGGUUUUCUCACAUGUACACUGAAGGUGAUAAUAGUAUUUCUCUCAUAAGGCUGCUGUUUAGGUAAAGUGACAUGAUAUGUACAAGUACUUACAAUGGGGCCUGUCACGUAGUACAUGACCCUUCCAGUAUGUCUAUAACAGAGUAACAAUCACAAUGACUAACUUUCAGUGAUGGAAAAUGAUCACACAGACUUCUCUGGGCCUCAGUUUCCCCUUCUUGUUCCUGUGUUGGUCUUAAAGGAAAUGAGAUGAUUUUUGAGGGUCUGUCCAGCUCUGUGAGUCUCACAGUCAAGUAUAUGUGAUUCGUAUAAUGAAACAUUUAUCCAGCACAUUCCUGGUGAGCCUAGAUAUUUUCAGAUAAAUAGUCCUGCUCUGUGCCAGUUUCUGUCUGAUGACAGACACACAGCAGUGAAGCUUCUGGCCCUUGUGGGACCCACAGACUAAUCAGAGGAAGACAAAGUGACCUGGCAGGGAAGUACAGGAGAUGGUAAGAGCAGAGAGCUGGCAGUUAGGUAAGCUAUGCUGGGGAAGGGUCCUGCAGGCUGUGUAGGAGUUCACCAGGUAAAGACGUGAAAGAUGGGGAUGGGGACAAGAGUUCCCAGGAGAAGAAACUGCCUGUGCUUUCACCCCAGGGAUGGAAACAAUAGACAGGGCACGUUUGAGGAACUGGAAGUUUCUGUCUGCCUAGAAGGCUGAGUUUGGAGUCAGACCAGAGAGGUUGGCAGGAGCUAAGUCAUGAAGUCAUACGAAAGCAUUUCCAUCUCAUCCUUCAGGCACUAGGAAAGGCACUUUGGGGGUCUUAAGCAGAGAGUCAAGACCAGAUCUCCUGGGGGUGGCCUCUGGGGAAAGUUUCUGGACCAGAUGGAGCAUAAGAAGGAAAAUAUACAUCCAGGGUUAGCAUCUAGCUGGGCACCCCAGUAGGUACAGUCAUGCCAAUUAUUAAAUAUUAAAGUAGUCUGUACUGCUUUGUAACUAGCAGCCUCCCUGAGCCCCCCAGGUAUCCUGCCAACCACUGUUGCUAUUCUGUCCAUUUGAUCUUUCCCAGCACCCAGUAGCUACAUGGUCAACCACUCAGCACAGCAGGUGGUUAUAUACAUAUGUAUUUAUAUCGCCCCUGCCUACCUCUCAGUCAUGCCUUCCAGUAAAAGAUGCUUUAAGAAGGCAUUAGAGAACAUUAGAUGGAACAAGACCAGCCUGAGAAACGUGGGCUUUAACCCAGGCCUUGCCGUCUUCUUCUUGCUUCAUAGGCAGGAGAUUAGACUAGACUCUCCCCUAGGGUCAUCCUGCCAUAAGAUAGAAUGGGAAUAGACACCCAGCCCUCUCUGGCCUCUUGCUGGGGCCCCCAGUCACUGUGCAAACUGGAAGCCAGUGAGCAAGGGUGCUAGUGAUGAGGCUUCAGGAAUCAGGUAGACUGCCGUUCCAUCCCAACCCGCAGCUUCCCGGCUGCGUGGCUGCCCCCAGAGCGGGGCUAGUCUCCCUAUUCAGUGGACAUAAUAACCCCUGCCCCUUAGGGUUGUUGUAGGAAUAAAUUAAACCAGACCUCUAAAAGUCCUGGUACCAAUAGACGUGAGGUUUUUAAAUAUUUAUUUAUUCAUUUUGAAGUGAGUAUAACAUAUACACCUUCAGAAUAUCCAGCAGGGUUGUUUCACUCUGGGUCCUGGCAGGAAGAGGUCUAUUCCAACGGUUUAAUUGGGGAGACUUUAAUGAAGGUGCUGUUUGCAGAGAUGUGGGCAGAAAAAUUAACAAGGUAUGUUAAGGCAUCCAGGACUAGCAGCCAUGGGAACCGCUAUGCCCCAGGUAUGAAGGGGCACGAGGUUGGGGAGAGGGAAACAGUGUGAUGACUGGAGCAGGGAUGGGGUGGUUGGGG